Molecule: messenger RNA, 4621 nt
Organism: Brassica rapa (field mustard)
Lineage: Eukaryota; Viridiplantae; Streptophyta; Magnoliopsida; Brassicales; Brassicaceae
Product: F-box protein At4g35733
Molecular function (GO): protein binding
Source: RefSeq, a predicted model, not a curated record
UUUUUGCAAUGAUUAAUUAUCUUUCAAAACUUGUAUGAUACUGUAUGCCGUGUGUUAUUGUGAAAAUUUAAAAAUCUCUAAAAGCCAAACUAGCAACUAAUAUAAAACCUAUAUUUCAAAAAAACUAAUAUAAACAUUCAAUUGAAAAUAUCCAGAUUUGUAACUGAAAUUCUAACUCUGAAGUAAGGGAUUCAGCUCAGCUCGGUUUUUUAUGAGCAUGAAUUAUAUGUUCACGAGUUAUAUGAACGAUCUUUAACGAACAUGAGCUAACUCAUGAGCUUGACUGUUUUUAUAUAUAUGUAUAUGUGUGUGUGUGUGUCUGGAUGAUUUUUUUCUUAUGUAAGAAAAGAUAAUUUUCAUAUUAAUCAUGUUUAUCUUCUAAAAUUAAAAUGUAAACAUACAAAAUAUUAAAUAAUAUUGUUAACAAUCCUCAUAUUAUAUAUCUUUAGAAUUAAAAUGUAAAACAAAAUAUUUCUAAGAUUCUCAUGCGGAAUAUAUAUAUUUUUAUGAUUUAGAUGAAAAGUUUGAAUGAAUCAUCUUAAGACUUAUGUUGAAUAUAUUUUUGGAUCACAAAUUAAGAUUUUAUUUAAUUUUUUAUUAGGUUUUAGUUUUAUUCAUUAUUAAUAUUAAUGUUCUGGAUUUUUAAUAUUUAAAUUUUAAACUAUAUUAUGAAAAAUAUUUUAUUUAUAAUGAUUUUAUAAUUUUUAUUUUCAUAUUUGAUCGCGAGUUAGCUCAUUUAACUCAUGAUCUAAAUGAUAUGAAUUCGAGUUUACAUAUGAAAGCUCAUAUAAUAAAUGAGCUGAGCUGAGUUAAUUCAUGAAAAAUAUGAGCUCACUAUGAACUGCGCUGAGUUGAGCUAGCUAACUCAUUUUGACACUCUUACUCUAAAGUAUUUUUUUUGGUAUUACUGAACAUUCUGAGUAAUAUAUAUUGAUUUUUUUGGGGUCAAAUAUAUGAUUUCUCAAACUUCUUUUUUGCCCAUUAAUAGAGUAGAUUUGUAGCUAGAGAACAACAAAUAAUUCUAAGUAAAAAAUACAUUAAAUAUAUAUGGUCAAGUCAAAAGUGGAAGUCAUUUGUAACAUGAGUACUAUUUAAUAAUUUUACAAGGUAAACAUUCAAUGAAAUUCCAGAAAGUUAAUUAAACAACAAAAUUCACGUAUAUCUAAGGUAAUUAUAUUAUUUUGGGGGUCAGUCAAGGUCCGUCCAUAUAUCUUUUAGCUGACCCACAAAAAAGGAAAAUAUCUUUCAUUACAUAAUUUCUUUCCAUAUCAUAUUUAGAGUAUACAUAUAUAAACAGAUCUUCAUAAUCUUCAAAUCAUUCAUCUAGUUAACAAACUAUAUCAGAAAAAAACCGUAACAAAUAAUAAAGAGAGAUGAGUAAAUCCGUAGAGUGGUCUGGUUUGCCCGAAGAACUAGUCGAUGAAAUAGCCGGCCGUCUCUUCUCUAAAGUCGAGCUUCACCGAGUCCGUAGCAUCUGCAAACCCUGGCGUUCCGCGUCUUCGAUCCAUAAACGUUACCCCAAACGCCAUGACCGCAACCGUGUACGUGUGCUUUCUCCCUUGAGUAAUAUAAACUCGUGUUUACUCUCUCCCGCGGCUUUCUUCCGUGUGUUUCUUUCGUCCUGUCGGAACAAAGGAUGGCUUAUCAAAACCCAAGAUGUCUCCGAAACCCGUAAAAAAUUACUACACCCGCUCUCUCGUGUCCCCAUGGACUCUUCUCAGCAAACCUUAGAUCUUUUGGAGUAUACGGUCACAGAGAUCCAUCAGUCUUACGACGUGACUAAAUCCAUAUCGUAUAAUUUCGCUAGAGUUGUUUUAAUGGACAAGUUUGUUUUCGGGGUGAAUGACAAGAAGGAGAUCUGGUGGUGCAACAGUGAAGAAAGUAAUGACGGUAGUAAUAAUGUUUGGACAAGAGUUUCAGAUGAAGAAGCUGAGUAUUUCUCGGACAUCAUAGUCCACAAAGGUCAAAUCUAUGCCUUGGACCUAAAUAGCGCGAUAUGGUGGAUUAGUUUAUCCGAGCUCAAGAUUUUUCAGUACGGACCUUCGACUCCAAUGGACUACUACGAGUUUGAUGAUUGCAAAGACAAGAGGCUCGUGGAGUUUUGUGGAGAACUGUGCAUCAUUCAUCGUUUCUGUAAGACGUUUCGCGUGCGCAGAGUUAACGUGGAGAGGACUAUUGGUUUCAAGGUUUAUAAGAUGGACAUGGAGUUGGUUGAAUGGGUUGAGGUUAAGUCUCUGGGAGAUAAUGCGUUUGUCAUGGCGACAGAUAGUUGUUUCUCGGUUGUGGCUAGUGACUAUUAUGGAUGUUUGGAGGAUGCCAUAUAUUUUACUGAAAAGAAGGAUGUAAACAAUGUUAGUGUGUUCAAGCUUGGUCAGGGUUGUGUUACUAAGUUGGUGGAGUCUUUUGAGAAUUGUUUUCAUAUGUUUUAUCCUCCUUUUGUAUGAGAAUGUUGUUGUUUAUUUUAAUCUCAAAUCCUUAUAUUUUGUCAAUCAGAAUGUUUCUCCCUUUGUUAAUGAUAAUAAAUCCUCGUUGAAAAUGGAAUUCUUCUUCACUAGGUGGUAAUCUGCGCGGUGCACGAAGUAAAAUAGUUUAUUAAAUUGUUGUACUAAGAGAUUUGUAGUUAUAUAUUCGUUCAGAUUCAAUUGAUCUAUUCGCAUUUUAGAUUUUUAAGGUUAGAAAUUUAAAUCUUAUUCGAAUAUUUGCAAAUUUUAGUUUAGAUUUGGUUCGGAUCAUUACAGAUUCGGUUCGGAUUCGAGUUUAGAUACCUAUUUUUACUACAUAUUUUUUAACAAAAAUCCAAAUAUACUCAAGUCCUCAAAAUCCAAAAAUAAAAUAAUAUAAAACAUAAAAAAAUGAAUAAUAUAAGACUAAAUAUUUAAAUAUACAUAAGCAUUGAUUCAAUUUAAAUAUUUGGAUGGAGAACAAAUAAAUAUUAUCAGAAUUUUGAACAAUUACAAUUAUUUUUAGAUAUUCACUUGUGACUAUGUUGACAAUUUUAGAUAUUUUCAUAUUUUUAAUAUCUAAUAGAUAUAAAAUUUAAAUUAAUUAAUAUAUUUAAUUAUAUAACUGUGAAUUAGAUAUUUUUGUAUCUAAAAUAUUUUAGUUUGGAUUAGAUCCGAGUCUGGUUAUCUGUAUAUUAAACUUUUAGAUCCAUCUAAGUACGCAAUCAGUUUUACUUUCUCCUUAGUAUCACUUUCAAAUCUACUUCGGUUUGGUUCUUCGGAUCCAAAUAUUUUGUCUACCAGAUAUUUUAUCUAUACUUUCUUUCUUCUGCUAGUAUAAAGUAAAGUAAAAUAGUUGUAAAACAAAUAUUCUUGGCUUAUUUAACGUACAUAAUUAUUGGAUUAUACUUUAGAAUGCGAAUAAAAAAUGGUUGGAUGUCGUGUCAAUACUGUUGGGCAUGUUGCAAAAUUGGUGUAGUCUAUAACUAAUAACGUGUAUUUUCUUAUAAAAUAAUUAUUGGUAACUAUAGUAAACAAUGAUACAAUCAAGUGAAAGAGGUUAAAGUUGCGUGUAAAAUAAUGUGAUCUCUUCACUCGGCACUUAAAUUUUAGUUUAUCAAUCAAUUUCACGAAUUUUCUAUCAUUUUAAAGCUUUUCUGAUUUCUGAUUUUAUCUAGCAAUCUUAUUAUGUUUAUAAUUCUUGGUCUGGUAUGAAAACUUCGUAAAAAAUCAAUACUUGGUUAAACUAUAGAAUCAAUACUUGUGUGUAGUAUUUUUUUACCUCAGUUUCCUUAUUUCAUAACCAAUUACAAUUAUUUGUUGCUUUCAUGUACAAAAACCUCAACCAUGACCAUGUUCAGAAAGAUAUGAAACUUUGAGUUGCUAAGAAUAUUAUCAUUCCAGCAAUUUAGUUGAUGCGAAUUUUAAUGAUUUUGUAUUUCUGUUUUAAAACGAUAUUAUUCAAUAGUUGUACAGAGAUAAUUUCAAUUCAUUAAUAUAAAUUUUAAAAAUACAGAAACUAAAAAUGAGCUGAUUAAAAAAUAGUGUGUGAACACAUUAAAUUACAUGCGGUUGGGUUAAAAAAUAGUGUAUGAACACAUUAAUUGUUAAAUGAUUGUGAGACCGACACGUCAGCAUUUUCAAAUUAAAAUAGAUAUGAGGCUGAUACGUGGUAAAUAUAGUGUGAACACAUUAAUGACAAAUGAUUUUCUUUUAAUAGAUAGGAGAUUCUUAUGCGUCUUUUUCAUGUCGGUUUUCUGUGCGUUAAAUGACAUGGUGUUCAUUAGUAACGCUAAUGCGGCAGACGUCACAUGUCAUAUCAUAUCGAUUGCUAAUCAGUAAAACACAGUGACGAUUAGCCAUGGGCACAUGUAUGCAAUCGGAACCAAAAACCGAACGAAACUGAACAAAAAAAAAUGAAGUUCAAUUUGGGUUUGAAUCUCAUCAAUUAUUCGAGUAGAUGCUAUAUUUCUACGAUUGGAAAACUGAAAUCAAACAGUAACCGAACAAAAAAACCGAAUUAACACUCAAAUUUCUGUAAUAUAGUUUAUUACCUAUAUUUAGUUUCAAAAAAUUUUAAUAAAUCAAUAUACCAAAAACGAAUUAAUCAUAAAAAUAUUUUUAUCCAAAAUAUUUAAAAUUAUCUGAACCAUCCAAAUUUUAUAUAAAAAUUCAUAAAA